Fomitopsis serialis is the source of this 873-nucleotide messenger RNA. RefSeq lists its product as uncharacterized. NCBI's taxonomy places the organism in Eukaryota, Fungi, Basidiomycota, Agaricomycetes, Polyporales, Fomitopsidaceae. The annotation marks the transcript as partial. The transcript is spliced from 2 exons. The record is from RefSeq and is a predicted model, not a curated record.
CCCUCUCGCGCAUCUUCGUGGAAGUAGACUCAAAUUUCCAAGGCAAUUGCGGGGUGAUCUCCUCGCUGCCAUAGCUGCCAAGACGUCUAGCUUGGGGACCCUGCUCAGCUUUGUUGUCACCCUCACCCACACCGCGCUGAAUUUGCAGGCAUUCAGAAGGGGCUUCGGAUGCGAAGCGACGAAAAACGGUGCGGGCCGGCCGAACGAGCACACUCCCGAACUGGAGGUGCGCUUCGGGCGAUUCGACGUUGAAGUCGUCAUCACCAAGGCCUGUGAACUGUUCCCCAUCCGUGAUGUUCAAUAUCUCUCGUCUCUGGGACGUCAUUGUCCAAUGAGUCGUGGCUCGCGCUCCUCGAGAGCACGCGGAAAGUCACGGAGCUCAGUGUCAUGGAUGGCGCGAACGAUGACCCUCUCCCGGAAGUGCUUAUCGAUCGGCACCGCGGAAGCAAGAAGAACGCAUACGUACUGCCCCAGCUCCGUCACCUCAUUCUGGAGGACUGUUACUUCGGAGACCACAGCGACGAGUGCGGAUCCGAUGGUGAAGAAGAGUUGGAGGACGAGGACAGGCUCGCUGGGCGUCUGCUCGACUGCUUCAUGGCGCGGUACGAGUAUGGCGUGGAGAUCGAGCAGCUGCACAUCAUCCGCCCUAUCAACAUUUUUUGCACAGAGGUCGACGAGCUGAAGGAGGUCGUGCGCUACGUGGACUGGGAUGAGACAAUAGAGUAUGAUGAAAAGGAACGCUUCACGGACGAUUCGUACGACGACUUUGAGGAAAGCGAGAUUGAUCCCUAUGAAGACAAUCCCUUUGGGGCCUACUGGAGCUUUUCGUUGAUCAGAAUGUUACAUAUAGCACGUAUUCUGACUAUCCGUUGC